Molecule: messenger RNA, 1142 nt
Organism: Eurypyga helias (sunbittern)
Lineage: Eukaryota; Metazoa; Chordata; Aves; Eurypygiformes; Eurypygidae
Gene: SAAL1
Product: serum amyloid A-like 1
Exons: 9
Source: RefSeq, a predicted model, not a curated record
AUCAGCCCCGAGAAGACGGAGCCCACCGCGAGCCCCGAGGGAAGCCAGACGGAGCUGGAUGACGAGAUGGAGAACGACAUUUGCAAAGUGUGGGAUAUGUCCAUGGACGAGGAUGUCGCUUUAUUUCUUCAGGAGUUCAAUGCCCCUGAUAUAUUCAUGGGAAUUUUUGCCAAGUCAAAAUGCCCUCGCCUUACUGAAAUCUGUGUGGGAAUAUUAGGAAAUAUGGCCUGUUUCCAAGACAUAUGCAUGUCCAUUAGUAAAGAUGAGAAUCUUGGCCAAGUGUUAUUGCAACGUUUGUGUGAUUCAGACUCCCCAACUCUUCUGGAAACAAGCAGGUUGUUGUUAACUUGCCUCUCCCAGCCUGAGGUGGCCAACGUCUGGGUUGAGAGAAUCCGAGAAAACCCUUCUGUGUAUGACUGUGUGUGCUUUAUCAUGUCCAGCUCUACAAAUGUUGAAUUGCUGGUGAAAGUGGGUGAAGUGGUGGACAAACUCUUUGAUCUAGAUGAAGAGCUGAUGUUAAACUGGAUUAAAAAUGGCACUUGUCGGUCUGUAGGACCGUCCGUAGAUGAUUCCCCAGAAGAACUUCCAGAUUUUAAGAUUGUGCCUUGUAUACUUGAAGCAGCCAAACAAGUCCGGUCAGAUAAUCCGGAAGGACUUGAUGUUUAUAUGCAUAUUUUGCAGCUCCUGACCACAGUGGAUGAGGGUAUUCAGGCUAUUGUGCAGGCUCCUGAUGGAGGAAAAGAGACCUGGAGUUUGCUUUACGACCUCGUUUGCCAUGAACUUUGCCAGCCAGAUGAUCCACCGAUCAUGGUGCAGGAGCAGAAGACUGUUCUGGCCUCUAUUUUGUCCGUGCUCUCUGCUAUGUUUGCCUCGCAGACAGAACAAGAAUACACCAAGAUGAGGAAAAAUAUGCCUCUGAUUGGGAGCUUGAUUCGUAUCUUACAAUACAUGGAGGGCUGUGGGAAGAGAUCUGUUGAUAACUCAAACGAGUCUGAACAAGACGAGACGGGAAGGGCUGAUAUAAAUGAGGAAGAUUUCCAUUUAAAAAUUUUGAAGGAUAUUUGUUGUGAAUUACUUUCCAAUAUGCUUCAAGAACUGACCAAGGUAAGAAUAAACAAAAUUCUGAGAGGGAUUUCUGCAUU